GAGAGAGAGACUCAGAGAAAGAGCAGAGUGAGAGAGAGAGAGUGUGUGUGCGCGCCUCUCUCUCUCUCUCUUCCAGGAAGGGAUUAUUAACCAGCGCGCUGCCGCCGACAUGUGAAGGAAAACACUCGCAGAGACAAAAGAAGUUUUCACGCUGCGGACAGAAGCCGCGCCAUGGACCCGAGCAGCAGAUAGAAGAAGAAGAAGAAGAAGAAGAAGAGGGACUAAAUGACAGAAGAGGAGAAACUACUUGUCCCACAGUGACGAGCCGAGCAGCCCCACUGCUGCUGGAGCAGAAGAAGAAGAAGAACAAGAGAGACGACGGAGAAGUGGAAGCAGAGAAGUUGACGGGAGAUAAUGUCUGAAUCCUCCUCCGCUGCGACCAAGAAUGUGCUUCCACAGCUCGACUGGCCGGUGCAUCAUUGUAUAAGAAGCGCACAGUGUACAGCACACUGCGUGGAGAUGAGACCAAGGCCAGUCGAUGCUGUGGGUGCAUGGCGAGCAGGAGAGGAGCUCUUUCAGUCCUUCCGCGAACCCGCUGCCAAACUCCACUUCCUCCCCCGUCCAUGCUCCCGCCGCGAGGCCAGCCAGCCGAAUGGAGGACGAGCCUGCCAGGCUGCCUGCGCACCUGCGUCUGCAGCCAGUCUUUUGGAGCAGGGAAGACGUGGCCCAGUGGCUGCGAUGGGCCGAGAAGGAGUUCGCCCUGCGGCCGAUCACCAGCGGCUCUUUCCAGAUGAAUGGCAAAGCCCUGCUGCUGCUCACCAAAGAGGACUUCCGCUACCGAUCUCCCCACUCUGGGGAUGUCCUGUAUGAGCUGCUGCAGCACAUCCUGAAGCAGAGGAAGCCCCACGUGUUCUACCCCUCUGCCUACUUCCCUGGGAACUCCUUCCACUCGCUGCCCGAAAGCCCUGUGCAGCACGUGAAGCUCGAAGAAACGGUACGACGAGGGCCACGUGGUACAGAGCCACCCCCCCAGCACCCACCAACCAUCGAGCUGCGGCACCGCUCCCGCUCCCCUCACCACCCAACCCUGCGUCGAUCCCCUCUGGAGCCCAAUCACCCUCGCCCCGCCAACGAUGACUCCCUCCAAACCUUCUCAGAGCUGCCAGACAGCAACCACCACCUGCACGAGGAAAUGUACCCCUUGUCUGUGUCCCCAGCCACAGCGAACGGCCGCUGCACGACGCCGCGAGAACCCCCGUGCCCGGGCAGCCCUGGGGGCCAGGAGGCGGGCCCUCCUCGCGUCAUCCAGCUCAUGCCCAGCACCAUCAUGAACCCUCUGCUCCUCACCCCGAGCAGGAGUGGUGGGGCUGCCGGCAUGGACUUCAGGCACAGCCGAGGCGGACCCCUGUCCCAGACGACACACGAGAACGGGCGUGAAAGUAAAGUUCACGGCCACCACCAUGCGAUACCCCUGGCACAUCAGCAGCAGCACCUGCUGCAGCAGGAGGAGGCACUCUACAGGAACCACGUCAUCAUGCCUGUGUCUCCUCCAGAGGAGCAGCAGAUGCCCAUAGGACGGAUAGCAGACUGCAGGCUGCUGUGGGACUACGUCUACCAGCUCCUGUCAGACAGCAGGUACGAGAACUACAUCCGCUGGGAGGAUCCAGAGAGCAAAGUCUUCCGCAUCAUGGACCCCAACGGCCUGGCCAGGCUCUGGGGGAAUCACAAGAACAGGACAAAUAUGACGUACGAGAAGAUGUCGCGAGCACUGAGACACUACUACAAACUGAACAUUAUCAGGAAAGAGCCUGGACAAAGACUUCUGUUCAGGUUCAUGAAAACCCCCGACGAGAUAAUGAACGGACAGACGGACCGACUGGAGCACCUGGAGUCCGACACAGAUGAACAAAUCUACAUCAAGGAGGAAUGCUGAGGAACGCUGGGGGGGAAAAAACUGUCCACAAACUCCUUACUACUAAAACUACUACAGCCGCUGAUGCCUUUCUGACGCAGCUUGAACAAUCGAUGUUGAAUCCGGAGCGUGCGGACGUUCCCUCAUAUCAUUCCUACACAGCGAGACGUGAAAUCUGAUCCCUCUUGUGAUUGCCUUAGGAUGAUCCCUUUCUGAAGUUAAACAGACACACACAGCACCAGUUGUUUUGAUUUCCCCGGUGGGCAGAAACUUUCCAUGUGCGCCCCUCUUUGUUUCUGAAUGAACUGCAGAAGCCAAUCACAUGUGCGUAUGUCACUUUUAUGAUUUUUUUUUUGUCUCUUCACCUGCAUUAUAUUACGGAAUUUUGUAAAAAGAAAAUUGUGUGUGUUUGUGUGUGUGCCUGUGUGCGUGCGAGUGUGUGUAUGUGUGUGUGACAGG
Messenger RNA from Paralichthys olivaceus (Japanese flounder), 2311 nucleotides. It is a transcript of the gene etv6, whose product is annotated as ETS variant transcription factor 6. The record is from RefSeq and is a predicted model, not a curated record. Lineage: Eukaryota; Metazoa; Chordata; Actinopteri; Pleuronectiformes; Paralichthyidae. Gene Ontology annotation, cellular component: nucleus. Gene Ontology annotation, molecular function: DNA-binding transcription factor activity, RNA polymerase II-specific; sequence-specific DNA binding. Gene Ontology annotation, biological process: cell differentiation; regulation of transcription by RNA polymerase II.